UCGUUAUUUGACGUGGGUUACUAAGAUGGAGGGAGACUUCGAAUUGAUAUUAUAUAUUAGGUGUAAACCGGAACUCAAGCUUCGACAUUCUAACAGGCUAUUCACUCACAAUCUUAUUAUUUCAUGCACUUCUAUUACUUCAUCUCUAGCAACAUCUAAGAAAAAUGAGCGGCUCGACGCAGGACUAUCAAAACAUCUUUCAUUGGGCAGAAACCCAGAAGGAUGCCACCAUUCCAUCUUUUGCCGUGAGGAAGAAUGAUCCUUACAAGUACCAACCAGGUUUCGACAAUAGCUUCGAAUCUGAGGCUAUUCCGGGAACCAUCCCACAGGGCCAGAACAACCCGAGAUGUGUUCGCUUUGGCCUCUACGCGGAGCAGGUGACUGCUUCGGCUUUCGUUGCCCCGCGCCAUACCAACAAGAAGGCCUGGCUCUACAGAGUUCGUCCUGCCGUUGCACACCAGGGCUUUGUUGAUAUGCCGGACAACAAUGACACCGAAGCGAACUUCCUACCUAUCAACCCUCGAGUCCACCUUUCGCCCCAACAAGUUGCAUGGCUGCCAUUCGAAAUUCCGACAGGUGGAAAGACGGACUUCAUCUCGGGCUUGAAGACGGUAGCUGGGUCCGGCGAUCCGACUCUGCGCGAGGGUAUUGCCACUCAUAUGUAUAUGGCCGAUCAGUCCAUGGAGCAACGAGCAUUUGUCAACUCCGACGGUGACUACUGCAUAGUUCCACAACAAGGCAGUCUUGACAUCCAGACCGAAUUCGGGCCACUUUAUGUCCAACCUGGAGAGAUCUGCGUCAUCCAACGUGGGCUGCGAUUUCGAGUCAGUCUUCCCGAUGGACCUUCUCGAGGAUAUAUUCUCGAGAUCUGGGGUUCUAAUUUUGAGCUUCCCGAACUUGGACCUCUUGGAGCCAAUGGCCUUGCUAAUGCCCGGGACUUCCUUCACCCAGUUGCUCAAUAUGAAGUGAAGAAAGAGCCGUGGGAGAUCGUCUACAAGUUAGGAGGAAAGUUCUUUAGCAGUAAACAAGAGCACUCGCCCUUUGAUGUUGUUGCAUGGCACGGGAACUAUGUACCAUAUAAGUACGACCUCACGAAGUUCGUAAAUGUUGGAUCUAUAUCCGUCGAUCAUAUCGACCCCUCGAUCUUCUGCGUCUUAACUGCGAAGUCUCGCGAUCCUACAGCGCCAUUAGCGGAUAUUUUGAUUUUCUCUCCACGCUGGGAUGUGGCAUCACACACUUACCGACCCCCGUACUACCACAGAAACGUCGCCUCGGAGCUUAUGGGGCUCAUAUACGGUGAGUACGGCGGACGGUCUGACGAGUUCCAGCCAGGCGGUGUAUCCUUCGAGUGCGGCGUAGUUCCCCAUGGCGUGGCCUACGAGGAAUUCAAGGCCGCAUCAGAGCAGACACCGCCUGAGAUGCAGAUAUCUAAGGGUGCUAUUGCAUUCAUGUUCGAGUCCUCCCGACCAUUUACUAUUACGGACUGGGCCUGGAACAGCGACAAGAAGCAUGAACAUGAUCCAAAGAUGUGGGAUAACCUGAUUGACAAUUUCUCAACUCAUUCCAAGGAGGUUGAAGAGAUCAUGGCAAAGACUAGGAAAAUGGAGCUCAAGUAGUUACAGCGUGCUUUAUUGAUAG
Messenger RNA from Pseudogymnoascus verrucosus, 1638 nucleotides. RefSeq lists its product as uncharacterized. The coding region runs from base 165 to 1616 and encodes 483 amino acids. Gene Ontology annotation, biological process: L-phenylalanine catabolic process. Gene Ontology annotation, cellular component: cytoplasm. The transcript is spliced from 5 exons. The record is from RefSeq and is a predicted model, not a curated record. Gene Ontology annotation, molecular function: homogentisate 1,2-dioxygenase activity. Lineage: Eukaryota; Fungi; Ascomycota; Leotiomycetes; Thelebolales; Thelebolaceae.